AUGGAAGUCGCAAUUAUCGGGAUUGGCCUUCGCUUCCCCGGGCGCGCUAGCAACCCUGAGGGUCUAUGGGACGUGCUCAUCGCAAAGGAGAGUACGUGGUCGCCAAUUCCCCUCGAGAGAUUCGGGCCGAAGGCGUCCCGCAGUGAACAGUCGACUCGAAUCAAUGGGGGCCAUUUCUUGGAGCGGGGCCUUGCUUCUUUUGAUGCAGGGUUCUUUCAGGUGGCGGACAAGGAAGCUGAGGGAAUGGAUCCACAGCAGAGAUUACUCUUAGAGGUGUCCUAUGAAGCGCUGGAAAACGCUGGUAUCCGGUUGGGGUCGAUAUCGGGGACCAAUACGGCCGUAUAUAUUGGCAAGUUUACGCAGGACUAUGACAUUCUCCUGGCCAAAGAUGGAGUUAGCACAGGGCGCUAUGCCGCCACUGGAACCGGACAGGCAAUUCUGGCUAACCGGCUGUCAUAUUUCUAUAAUCUGAACGGUCCUAGUGUGACUAUCGAUACGGCUUGUUCAGCCAGUCUGGUUGCAUUGCACCUGGCCCGCCAGACUAUCCUCACUGGGGAAUCAGAGUUGGCUAUUGUUGGAGGUGUUAACUUGAUGUGCGAAUCGAGCACAAUGGUUUCUCUCGACGAGCUUGGGGUAUUGUCCACAAAGGGCCGUUCAUAUCCCUUUGAUUCGCGCGCCGAUGGCUAUGGUCGUGGGGAAGGCUGUGCGUCGCUGAUCCUGAAACGGUUUGAUGCCGCUGUGCGGGACGGUGAUCCAGUCAGGGCUGUUAUUCGGGGGUCUGGCGUGAAUUCGGAUGGACGCACCACAGGUCUAACGUUUCCAAAUGGGCAAGCACAGCAAACUCUGAUGCGAAAUGUCUAUCAAAAUGCGGGACUGGAUUCGCGGGACACAGUUUUUGUUGAGGCACAUGGAACUGGGACGCCAACGGGUGACCCAAUUGAAGCACGGGCGAUCCAUGAAGUUUUCCGACAAAAUAAAGCGCCUCCCCUAUACCUCGGGUCGGUCAAGGGGAAUAUUGGCCACCUAGAGGGAGCUAGUGGAUUGGCCGGCGUGAUAAAGGCGGUCCUAUCCCUUGAAAAGGGUCUGAUUCCGCCAACCUGUAAUUUUGAGCACCCAAAUCCGCGGAUUCCUUUAGAACAAUGGCAACUUCAGGUUCCAGAAACGAUACUGAAGUGGCCACCCAAUGCUGUCCGGCGAGCAUCAGUCAGCAGUUUUGGAUAUGGGGGAACAAACGCCCAUGUGAUCCUCCAAGGUGGCUACGACUUAAAUAAAAUGAUACCCUUACCUUCUAUCCAUGCGGAAGCACAGUCGCCCAAUAAUCAGAUGUCUGGAGCCCAGUUAGUCCAGAACAUAGCAUCCUACGUGGGUUCUCGUCCCUACGGAGACCGAGAAUUCAUGAGUAGUCUGGCAUAUACACUAUCUGAGAAGCGAUCACUGCUGCGCUACCGAUUGGCACUCUCAGCCUCAACACCAGCGGAGCUUGAGACGGUCUUGCGUCGAAGUCCUCAGAAAAUGAACAAGUCAGUCAAAACCCCCUAUCUGGGAUUUGUCUUUACUGGGAUGGGAGCACAAUGGAUAGGAAUGGGGUUGGAACUUCUGCAGCAAUAUCCUGUAUUUGAAAAGUCCUUUACUCGGGCCGACGCGUGGCUGAGAGCAUUGGGGUGUCCUUGGACAGCAACUGGAGAAGCGGCCAAAACUGGCGAGCAGAGUCUGAUAAAUGAGCCCCAAAUCAGCCAAGUGCUGUGUGUGGUCAUUCAGAUGGCUUUGGUGGACUUGCUGGCGUCUUGGAAUGUUUAUCCCACAGCUACCGUGGGUCACUCCGGGGGGGAGAUCCCAGCCGCGUAUGCUGCGGGUGCUCUCUCCUUUGAAUCGGCCCUCAAAGUUGCAUACUUUCGAGGCUUGCUAUCGUCCCAACUGGCUGAGAAGGAUCGUAAUGUGGGUGGCAUGCUUGCGGUGGGAUUAACCCCAACGGCGGCCGAGUCGUACUUGGGCAGAAUAACCAAAGGCAAGGUCAGUGUGGCCUGUUACAACAGCCCUUCCAGCAUCACAGUUGCCGGCGAACUUCCUGCUCUGGAAGAACUCGAGCAGCAGCUGUCUCAGAACAACAUCUUCCUGAGGAGAUUAAAUGUCAGUCUGGCCUACCACUCACCACAGCUACACCAAGUUGCCGAUAAGUGUAGAGAGGUGCUCCAGGACAUUCAACCUCAAACAAAUGACAGGGUGAAAUUUUACUCCUCGGUUGAAGGAGGAGAACUGCCUACCAGUGCCCUUGGGACUGAAUACUGGGUGCGAAAUAUGACCUGUCCAGUUCGCUUCUCAGCUGCAUUAGAAAAAAUGUAUCAAGACUCCAGAAGAAAAGGAAAUAUAAUCAGCAUGCUACUUGAAGUGGGACCACAUUCUGCACUUGCAGCACCGAUCCGACAAACCUUGGACAUUCUGAAUCCGGGGGACAAACCUACAUAUGCCUCGUGCCUGAUCCGCAAUGUAAAUGCUGUAUCGACAAUGCAUGCUGCGGCAAGCGCCUUAUUCACCGUGGGUUGCCCGAUUGACGUGCCCCAGGUGAACGGGCAUGGUGUCUCUGCAACAUCGCCCAAGGUUUUAGUCGACCUUCCCCCUUAUCCGUGGAACCAUAGCACAGAGUAUUGGGCGACACCCCUUCUGAAGCCUGUUGACUAUCCACAGAUGGACUUCGAUACAUCACUAUCACACCCGCCGACCACUACUGCCGAUUGUGGCAGUCUUCUGGGCAGGUUCGAGUCAAAUCCACAGCGUCACUCGUUCACGUGGAGCCGCUCUAUUCGCGUAUCUGACGUGACGUGGGCUGAACAAUAUAUAAUUAAUGGCGGCCUAAGCUGUCCUCCCGCUUCUCUGAUCUGGACCGUGAUCGAGGCAUUGCUUAAUGUUACCGCAGAAGGCUUGGGAUCGAACACAGUUGAUCUACGGGAUGUUCAUUUGGUAAAACCCUUGGUGUUCGAAAACCGGCUUCAAGAUAUUGAGACAAAACUCGUGCUUAUCGAUUCAAUGUCAAAAGAUGAGUCAGAUAUAUCUGCCCGAUAUGUGUUCCAUCUCAUGUCAAAAACUGGGAAUGAGUUGUGGAGUGAUCACCUUCGUGGUUCAGUUGCACUCGCCAAUGAUUUGAUUCUUCACAGUCCGUCGGCUUCUGUCCCUGAAGCAGUAUGUAGUGACCCGGUAGAUAUCGAGAAGUUUUAUCAACAGCUCGGUGGUCUAGGGCUGUGUCUCGGACCAUCGUUUCGGACAUCUAUAGAAAGCUCAAUAUCCGCGACCACAUUGAACGCACACUGCCUGGUUGGUCCACCUAACAAGGUGUUAUGCAAGACUGAAGCGCUGGUCACCUCACUCCAGAAUGUACUGCAUGUGGUGCUUCCAGCCUUGAUUUCGCAUGGUUUAACUCCGGCAUGGUUGCUCGGUAACCCAGCUUCUAUUGCACAUAUGACAUUACGAACCGGGGCCUGUGAUAUAUUUAGAGGCCAGCAGGAAGUGAGCUGCAUGUCGCGCCUGAAAGACAAGAACAAAGUCGAAUGUGACAUCGUGGCAUUCGGGGGAGAGGGACAAAUAAUAUCACAGCCGCUGAUGCAAUUACGGGGUGUGACUAUUAUUCUCGCGAACGGUCACAGUCCCGGUCUCGUAUCUACUCAGAGCACGGCCGGUCAACUACAUAGAUCCAUCUGCAGUAAUACUCGAUCUCUAGCCCAGCACCAACAAGGCAAGGAAGUGGAUUUACGCGGUGAACCAGACUCGACGAUCUCGCACAUGAUCCAUGCUUUGGACAAGGCGGCCUCUUUCUUUGUGCAGUCCUCGCUCGAUAGGAUUACACAAGAUGAUAUUGGGAGGAUGACGGAGUAUCAUCGGCAACUUUUCGAUAUGCUCCAGUCUAUCCAGAGCCAUUCAGAGUACGGACCCGGGGCUUGUAGUGGCCCAGAAGAACAGAAGAGAACUCUGGCUGAUGUAAAGAAGUCCGUCUUGAACUGUGGGCCGGAGGGCAAAAUGCUGUGCCGAAUUGGUGAGAAUCUGGUGCGCAUCUUUCGACGUGAAGUAGAUCCACUUUCUUUAAUGUUGGAAGGGGAUCUUCUCUCCGACUAUUAUCGCUCUGCGCUCGGUGUGCCUCGUUGUCAUGCCAUACUUGCUGAUCUUUUGGACAAACUUACUACUACCCACAAAAACCUGGCCAUUCUAGAAGUGGGAGCCGGAACAGGAGCUUCCACUCUUGCAAUACUUCAGGCCUUGAGCAGGCACGAAGCAGGACAAACUCCACUCUGGCGCUAUGACUUUACAGAUAUCUCACCAGGUUUCUUUGAGAAGGCACGAAGAGCGUUCAAAUUAUGGGCAAAAUAUAUGAGCUACAGGGUUUUCAACUUGGAACAUGAUGCCGUAGCUCAAGGCUUCCAACGCGAGACAUACGAUGUCAUUGUAGCGGCAGAUGUCAUUCAUGCGACAAAGAGCAUAAAAAAGACCCUGGAAAACCUGAGAGGGCUACUAAAGCCUGAGGGCAAGUUGAUCUUCGUAGAUCUUACCAAUCCCCCGCUGAGGUGGUCAAUGGUCUUCGGUACAUUGCCUGGUUGGUGGCUCGGGAUAGAAGAUGGUCGAGUGACUGGCCCUACACUCACCGAAUCCCAGUGGGAUAAUGUCCUUCGCAAGACGUCUUUCUCAGGGCUGGACAUGUCGGAGCCAGACUUCGCUAACCCUAAGGAGCAUGUCCACAGCGUAAUGGUGUCAACCGCGAUAAAUAAUUCUCCACACAAGUAUCCAGCUCGCAUAAACGUUCUAACUUACAGAGCUGAUAAUAACUCACCAAUGUCGUUGGUUUCGUCUCUCAAGAAGAGAGGAUUUGAGGUAACGACCGGUGACCUAACCUCGGAUAUCUCAGUUUUCGCGGAUAAAAUCUGUAUUAUCAUCAUCUCCCCCUGGUCAAAACAGCUUUCAGAGACCCAGGAAAUGCUUCGGCGAGCGUCUGAAGUAGUGGCCUGUUGCCGUGAACUGCUCUGGGUAACACGCAAUGCACAGUCACCAGGAAGCACGCCUGAUGCUUGCCUUACAACCGCCUUCGCUGUACACCUACGAAAAUGCUACCAACGGAAAAGCAUCGUGACAUUGGACAUGCAAGAUGAAGACAGCUGUUUUGAGCAAGAAAUAUCCGACGCCGUUAACUUUAUUCUCGACGCAACCAUUCUCAACCCAGGCUGGACAACGGAGAGUGGCGCGGACUUUCGGCACCAGCAUGGCCGUAUUCAAACGCACCAACGCACUCCCAUUCCUAUUUCUAUUCCUACUUCAGUGGUAGAUCAAGUUAAUGCGGAAGGCACAAGAUUGAGUCUCAUGCCACCGGAGCGUAAGCCGGUCUGGUCGAACGCAGUCCAUUCCAGUAAGCCUGAUGACGGGCUCAGCACCGAUGAAUUUAACGCCAUCCGCGACAGCUUACUGGAUGAGUUUUCGAAACACAUUACAUCUCUUGGGAGCCCUGAAAUAGUGGUGAAGAGAGUCAGACAAUGUCUUGCAGAGACGACCGGUGGAGGCAAAAUGACCCGGUGUUUCAUGCCUUUAGAGACUGGGCGCCGCUGUCUCUCUGGAAAACUAUCCAACUUUCAAGCCCGUUGCUUGUCUAUCCUUGGAUGGAUUGUGGAGAUCGUCCAUGCUGCAAUCCUGAUGGAAGAUGACAUGAUGGAUGCAUCCAUUUUUCGACGCAGCGUACUCUGUCGCCAUCUUCAGCCAAACAUCGGUAUGACAGCGAUCGCCGAUGCGCGCAUGUUAAGAUCAUCCAGUCGCUUUCUGCUUCGACUGCAUUUUCAAGAUCACCCAGCGUAUAAUCAACUUCUCCAGCUCCUGGACACCAUGGAUUUCCAUGUUGACCUGGGACAAAUUACAGAUACCCAUCUAGCAAACACUACGUUCCUUGGGUUCCUACAUUUUCAUCGUGAAACAUAUAAUUUUAUUAUCUCUCACAAAACAGCCUGGUACAGCUUCUACCUCCCGGUAGCUCUCGCUGCGCACUACCUGCAACUCCCUGUUACGCAGGGCUUAGCACAUAUUGAAAACACAAUGGUUGCCCUGGGAAAGUACUUCCAAGCCCAAGACGAUUACCUUGACCUCUUUGGGGACCCUGCAGUGACUGGCAAGAUGGGAAACGAUGUGCACGAGCGGAAGCUCGCGUGGCCUAUUAUUGAAGCUCUUCAGAUAUGUAACCGACAAGAUAAGCUGCUCCUGGAGGCUGCCUACAGCGAGGGAAACGUGGAGCAGGUGAAAUCAGUUCUCACAUCAAUGGGGAUGCGGCAGGUGUACGCAGAGUUUGCACAAAACUCGUACCAGCAAAUUCGAGCCCUGAUUGACUGUAUUGACGAAAGUCAAGGUUUGAAGAAGGAGGUUUUUGAAUAUUAUCUUGAAAUGACGCAUCAGCGACAGAAAUAG
Molecule: messenger RNA, 6420 nt
Organism: Aspergillus tanneri
Lineage: Eukaryota; Fungi; Ascomycota; Eurotiomycetes; Eurotiales; Aspergillaceae
Product: Type I Polyketide synthases (Type I PKS)
Exons: 10
Coding region: 1-6420 (2139 amino acids)
Biological process (GO): fatty acid biosynthetic process; secondary metabolite biosynthetic process; isoprenoid biosynthetic process
Molecular function (GO): 3-oxoacyl-[acyl-carrier-protein] synthase activity; fatty acid synthase activity
Source: RefSeq, a predicted model, not a curated record